Messenger RNA from Oryzias melastigma (Indian medaka), 4201 nucleotides. Its product is annotated as putative homeodomain transcription factor 2. NCBI's taxonomy places the organism in Eukaryota, Metazoa, Chordata, Actinopteri, Beloniformes, Adrianichthyidae. The coding region runs from base 309 to 2687 and encodes 792 amino acids. The transcript has 21 exons. The record is from RefSeq and is a predicted model, not a curated record. Gene Ontology annotation, cellular component: endoplasmic reticulum.
CGUUACGGUAACGGUUAGAAGUCGUACUUUUACAGACAGACCGAAAGGGGAGAGCUCCUGCUGCAGACAUCUGAGUUAACGCUCAUCCUCUCCUUCAGACAAUAGAUGAAGGCGCUCUGGCGCAUGGGACUAUAACCACCAAACGAAAACGCAUUUUGUGUGAUUUUUUCCCCCCUCCGCGCGCGGACCGUGGAGCGCCGUCGCAGUUUUUACAGCUCCUGCUGUGGUUUGGCUGUGAGGACAGAACCCUGUUGGUGGCACGGCUAGACCAAAGUCUAAGAUGCCCUAGGCGGAGAAGGGACAUGUAAAUGGCUUCCAAAGUAAAAGAUGCUGUAGUGUGGUACCAGAAAAAGAUUGGCGCGUAUGACCAGCAGAUAUGGGAGAAGUCAGUGGAGCAGAGAGAAAUAAAGUUCAUUUCUUUGGGCUUGAGGAACAAGCCAAAGAAAACCGGACAUGUGAAACCAGACCUAAUAGAUGUGGACUUAGUAAGAGGUUCAGCUUUUGCUAAGGCUAAACCAGAGAGUCCAUGGACGUCUCUGACCAGGAAGGGCAUCGUCAGGGUCGUCUUCUUCCCGUUCUUUUACAGAUGGUGGAUCCAGGUCACCUCCAGAGCCAUCUUCCUGCUCCUGCUAGCUCUCUAUCUGCUGCAAGUGGCAGCAGCCAUCAUGUAUGUGAGCAUCCCCGAGCCUCAUGGGAUACCAGCCACUGAGGUGUUUGGAGCCAUCUGGCUCAUGUUGCUGCUGGGGACUGUCCACUGUCAGAUCGUCUCCACCAGGACCCCAAAGCCCGUCUCCAGCAGUGGGGGGAAGAGACGCAGGAAGUUGAGGAAGGCAUCUCAGAUGGAGGUGCAUAGGGAAGGAGACGGGUCUAGCACUACCGAUAACACACAGGAGGGGUCGCCACACUCCCAAUCAGCCAGCACCACAUACAGCCUGGGCGCUUUCUUCCAAGAUUUCUGGCAUGAUAUCUGUAAAGCUGGAUCCAAGAAGUCCAAGCUUUCCAUCGAUAAAUCCACAGAGACGGAUAAUGGCUACGUGUCGCUUGACGGCCGGGUAAACAAUCGCAGCAGCGAGGAAGGUCUUCAGCUCCACGAGCAGAGGUGUGACUCUCUGAGCAGAGCGGAGGAGGUGGGCUGGAGCUCACGCAUGGCCCCCCCGCACACCCACACGGGCCGCAGCUCAGGACUGCUGCUGGUCAGCAGCAAAAAGGAGCCCAUGUCAGAUGAAGCAUCAAGUGAGGAGGACCCAGAAGUCUCCUACAGCGCCCUCCUGUCCCCCCACAGAGGAGUUGAACGGAUGAACAAUGACUGUACGCUCCGAAACCGCAAGAGUACGCAUCACUAUAAGAAGCACUACACGGUGGAGGAUGUCCCAAAGUCUGGAACCAGCUGCAGCUCCAGAUGUUCUAGUCUGAGGACUCAUGACUCAGAGAGCACUCGGCAUGAGUCAGAGACUGAAGACUUGAUGUGGGAAGACUUCUUACACUGUGCCGAGUGUAGAUCCUCCUGCACAUCAGAGACCGGUGAGAACAAACACAGAGCUUCAGUCGAGCUCAAAGGUAGUGGUUUGUUAAUGCUGUUGUUUGCUUCAGAGGGAGAAGCAGCAGGAACUCCUGCAUGUCCUCUCAACAAGAAGGAAUACAGGGACGACCCUUUCCAUCAGGGUCACAUUCCCUGGCUGCACAGCUCCAACCCUGGUCUGGAGAGAGUGAGCGCCAUCGUGUGGGAGGGAAACGAGUGCAAGAAAGCAGACAUGUCUGUUCUGGAGAUCAGUGGCAUGAUCAUGAAUAGAGUUAAUCUGUACACUCCGGGUAUCGGCUAUCAGGUCUUUGGGAACCUGGUUUCUGUCACGCUGGGACUCACGCCCUUCGUUUACAGGCUGGCUCAGUACUGCGACGUGGACCAGCUGACCUCGCUCUCAGCAAACGAGCUGUUGUCUGUGGCUUUUGGUGGAGGCUCGGGAUCAGAUGCUCUGGUUAUUACCAUGGUUACGCUUAGCUUCCUGGUGCGGGUUUGCCUCAUAUGGCUCUUCUUCUUUUUGCUGAGUGUAGCAGAGAGAACCUACAAACAGAGGCUUCUUUUUGCUAAACUGUUCGGCCACCUGACGUCAGCCCGCAGAGCCAGGAAGUCUGAAGUCCCACAUUUUAGGCUGAAGAAAGUUCAAAACAUCAAAAUGUGGCUGUCUCUGCGCUCCUACCUCAAGAGACGAGGUCCUCAGCGUUCAGUGGAUGUCAUCGUGUCGUCUGCCUUCCUGCUCACUCUGUCAGUCGUCUUCAUCUGCUGCGCCCAGCUGCUCCACGUCCACGAGACAUUCCUGGAGUAUCACUAUAACUGGGAGCUGGUGAUCUGGUGCUCCAGUCUGUCUCUGUUCCUGCUCAGGUUCGUCACUCUGGGCUCAGAGACCAGCAAGAAGUACAGCAACACGUCCAUACUGCUCACUGAACAGAUUAAUCUGUACCUGAAAAUGGAGAAGAAGCCAAACAAGAAAGAGGAGCUCACGCUGGUUAACAAUGUUUUAAAACUGGCCACCAAACUACUCAAGGAGUUGGACACUCCCUUCAGGUUGUACGGACUGACCAUGAACCCCCUGCUCUACAACAUCACUCAGGUGGUCAUCCUGUCUGCUGUGUCAGGAGUCAUUUCUGACCUCUUAGGAUUUAAUCUGAAGCUCUGGAAGAUCAAAUCAUGACAGCAAACAGAGAAACCACCAUGAUUUCAAUUUGCUGAAAGAACAUCUGUCUCAACAUUACUGUGUGCUCUGACCUUCAUUGUUCUCACUUUGUGCAAUUCACAAGUUAUUUAUUUACCCACUCAGUGUUUUUUUUAUUUAGGGCUUUUUCCAAUUUUAGUGUUCUUUGACACAAGACAAGCUGUAUUUACCUGUCAGCACAAAGAGCUAGUAUUAAAUUAUUGUCAGUUCAAGUUGUCGCCUGCCUUUGAGAUUCUGUUUUUAGCUCAUCGGCAAAUUUGAAGUCAUAGUAUUGAAAUGCUGAUUGAGCAACAGUUAUUUGUUUUUUUUUUAUCUGCCACAUUUUCAGUUUUGUUAUUUUAAAAAUACUUUCACUCACCUGUUUGUGUUUGACGCUGAAAUUGUCACAACCGUCUUCACAAAGGUUUCAGUCCGUUAGAUGUUAACUGUAAUGACAGAAUUAUGCAGGAAAUGUGAACAAAACAUGCUGGUCUUUGAAACAUCACUGCUAUUUGAACAUUUGGAAUAGGUCAAAUAAAAAUAGUGUUUUAAGGUAACUCCCUAAAACCAUCUGUUGUGUAAACACUUCUGCUCUUGUUAGAGUGGAUGAACAUUAAGGUGAAGCCAGUGAUUCACACUGACAUCAGAAAAUGAAAACUUUAUCACUGCUUGGCUUUUAAUGGGUCAAUGAUUAAGAAAAAACAUUCAUCACAAAUAGUUUGUCUGAAAAAUCCAUGCGGGAACAGUGUGAACUUUUGUGUCAAACAAUCUUCAAUAUUUAACUGUUUAGUUAUUUCAACUUUUUUUCAAAUGAAACUUGCAGUUAAAGCAAGUCUGUUAGCAAAUGAAGAUAUGCACUUUAACAAGUUCGUGGAAGAGAGGUUACACUUUUUGUGACAGUGUUUUGUACCUUUUGUGGUAGUUUUGUUCUUUUGCAUAAACCCAUCAAGUCAUGUUACAACAUGCAGGUUUAGAGGGCAGUGAACGACAGCUCUGCACCCAUUUCACAUUAGAUAAACCUACAUGGUACGGGAAUUUAUCAAGCUUAUAAAAAUUGUGUUGCACAGUUCAAUAAAAAUGCUGACAGAAAUCAUUGCAUCAAGUAGAGCUGGCGCUCUGACAAACAAGCUGACUUUGUAAAAAAAUGCAAGCAUAAUCAUCUCCAGAGUUUGAGGAGGAAGACCAAAGUGCUCGUUCAAUUGUUAUUGUCUUUGCUGGGAAAAGAAUGUCUAGCAUAAUGCUUUAAAUCUUUGUGUGUGUGUUUUUUUUGUUUGCUUUGUGUUCUUUUAUUGAGAUGUUUUUCCUCACAUUCACUGGCUAAGUUAAGACACGUUUUAUUUUUAUGUUUGUGAAGGAUCAAGGUGUCUGAAACAUAUGCAAGUGAAUCUAGAUAAGACUUGUUGUGAUGCUGUUUUUCAAAUAGUUUCAUAGUUGUUUUACGUGAAAUGCUCUGUCAACAAUUUAAACUUUUUGUAAGAAAAAAAAAUAAAGAAUGCUAUAUCUGACAAAAAAAA